Myzus persicae (green peach aphid) is the source of this 1957-nucleotide messenger RNA. RefSeq lists its product as uncharacterized. The record is from RefSeq and is a predicted model, not a curated record. The coding region runs from base 365 to 1462 and encodes 365 amino acids. Lineage: Eukaryota; Metazoa; Arthropoda; Insecta; Hemiptera; Aphididae. The transcript is spliced from 2 exons.
AAUCCCCUCACCAGAUGUUCACCGCUGACGUUUACUCACCAUUUGAUAGUUUCUGAGCAUUACUUAUAUUAUAUACUAUAUAGGAAGCGUUUUCGCUCGAUACUCGUAAAUAUUGAUUGUAAGGGCACGAUGGCGGAGUGGAAUGAUUGUGGGGUACGUGUGCCGUGGGGUUGAAUAAGCUAUUUGCACAAGCGCAGUCUAUCGGCCACCGUGAAUUUGUGCGUUCUAUUCACUUUCACACAAUGUUUGUUGUUGGAUUUGUUACACAACUCUAGUCAAACCGAAGUUUAAUUUUAUUACAUUUUCACAACUUUGAAGUUGGUAAUUCAUUUCUUAACUAAACAUUUAAUAAAUUAAUUCAGUAAUGAACAGUAAUAAUGAUUUACACAUUACGUUUACAGAGCCAAAAAUUAUUACACCUAUCGAUCCAUCGAUUACACCACCGACUGCAACAACAACUACAAUGACUGGGCCAGCGAUAACACCAAACGAGCAAAAUAUAACGUCAGCCCAGCCAUCACGUACACUGAUCUGCAAACCAAAGACUACAUCGAACAAACAAAUAAUUAUAUCGACUAAGCCAGAGAUUACACCGAUUGAACCAAUAAUUACACUGAUUGGGCCGACUACAACGGCUAGAUCAAGAAUUACUCCGGCUGAAUUACGAAUUACAUCGACUAGACCAAGAAUAAUAUUGACUGAGCCAAUAACAACAUCAACCGAGGAAUCGUUAGUUAUAAAGGAUCAUAUUAUUCGGCCUAAUCAACCACUGUUUUAUGUAAAAAAUCCGAAAGGGUGGUUUAAUCAAUUUGAAUCAAAAAUAUUGGCUGCUGACUUGGUCGAAGACUUAUCAGUGUAUUACGACCUCUUAAAAGAAUUGAACAGUCAUGAUAUUUUGUGUUGCAUUUUGGACGUAUUUCAAAACAUGAGUAUGGUUAAUAAAUAUAUGUAUUUUAGAAGCCAUUUGCUAAAAAAAAUAUCUGAACAAGAAAGACAUAUGGAACUCUUAAGCGAUUUAAAAUUGGAAGAUAAAUGUCCGUCUUUUCUUUUAAAUGAAAUGAAACAAUUAACGGAUGAUAAGUUAUUAGAACAGAACUUACAACGUUUGUGGUUACAAAAGUUACCACCGCAGAUACGAGAUAUACUAUUAUUAUCUUCCGAUUCUUUGAGUUCCCUAUCAUUGUUGGCGGACAACAUUAAGGAUCUACAGUAUUUACCGGAAGUUCAAUUAUCAAAGGAAGCUGCUUACCAGUAUGUCAUUAACUUACUUUCAGGAAAUAUUCACUCAAAAAUAUUAACUAACAUUGAGCUUAUUGAAUUUAUUCAAAGAUAUAAAAAUGAACAUGGAUCGCUUAACUCGGAUGAUCAUCAAACAGAAAAUGCACAAGCUAUCAACAACACAAAUUCAAUCCAAAAAGAUAAAAAAAAGUCUUGUUUGAAUAGUUUUUGCAAAUGCGUCUAGUUGUUCAGUAUUGUUAUGGCUAAUUUUCCAUACACUCAACUACUAUAUACAAUCUAUCAUUUUGAAUCACAGAAAUAUUUCUUCAGAGAUGAAGUUAAACAUUUAAUUAAUUUUAAUGUGCUGGAGAUACAAUUUAUAAACAAUUUAGAAUUUUAGACUAUAUUAAGUUAUAUUUGCCUAUUAUUCAUUCUGACAAAAUAAGUAAUUCAGAUUAAUUUGGCUAUGCAAAAUGUAUUCUAUUUAUUUUUUAUUUAAAUUUUGUAUUCUGUAACUUCUUAAAAUAAAUACUAAAUAAGUCCUUAUCUAUUUAAAUUUGAUUAAAAAUAUUAAAAUACAACUGUAAAAUAUAGCAAUAGACUGAUCAGUGAUCAAAUUACAAUAAUGCCUAACUCUUACAAAAACAGAUUGAUUGUAAAUUACAUUCCCUUUAAUACUUACUAAAUGAGUUAUGUUAAAUGUUAACAGCAUACAUUUAAAAUGUAUAAAUUAUAAAUA